AUGAGCGCUCUGCCAGUCUGUGCUUGCCGUCGCGCGCUUGCGGCGAGCACCCGCGCCGUAUCAGAGGCGCCGCGACUCAAUGUGAUCAAGGGCUUUGGCAACAUACUCUAUUCCAAUUCGACCUCAACAUCUGCAGGUUCUCCAAGGCCGGUCAAGCCCAACGGGAUGUGCGUCCGGUCACGUCGCCCUUACUCGACUGAUGCUGUCUCCGCGCACACACCAAGCGCGUCUACAACCACCACCGACAAGAACCUCCACACUGUCGAGGCUUCUGGAGCGCAGCAGCCCACCGUGCAUGCCCUGUUCGAGACACAGACGGGGACGUGGCAGUACGUCGUCGCCGACCCGACGACAUCCGCCGCCGUCAUCAUCGACCCUGUCCUCGACUACGACCGGACCGCCCGGGCCGUGGCUACCGCUUCUGCGGAUGCGCUGCUGUCGCUGGUCGAGCAGAAGCGGUAUCGGGUCGACAUGAUUCUCGAGACGCACGCGCACGCUGACCAUCUCACGGCGGCGUCGUACCUCCAACGUCAGCUCGUCCGGCGUACGGGACACCGCCCACCCAUCGGCAUCGGGAAGCGCAUCGGCCAGGUCCAGGAGCUCUUUGCCGAGCGCUACGGCGUGCUCGAGGAGGAGUACCGUACCGUGUUUGACGUGCUGCUCGAAGACGACGAGGUCUUUCACAUUGGGCAGCUUUCCGCGUCCGCGAUCCAUCUGCCGGGACACACACCCGACCACAUGGGCUACAAGAUCGGCGACAAUGUCUUUUGCGGCGACUCGCUGUUCCACGCGGACAUUGGCACCGCCCGCUGCGACUUCCCCGGCGGCAGUGCCCACACGCUCUACGCCUCGGGUCGCAAGCUUCUCAGCCUGCCCCCCACAGUCAGGAUCUGGACGGGACACGACUACCCCCCAGACGAAGGCCGUGGCCCUGUGCCAUGCAUGACCGUGGAGGACCACAGGAGGUUGAACAAGCAUUUGCGGAGCGGCGUCACCGAGGACGAGUUUGUGUCCCUCCGCGAGGCCCGCGAUGCCGCUCUGGCGGCGCCCAGGCUGCUCCACGAGUCUCUUCAGACCAACGUCCGCGCGGGUCGGAUGCCCAAGCCGUCGCCUGCGGGGCAGCGCUUGUUCCAUCUGCCGUUGAAGUUGCCGGAAGCCUGGAAUUGA
Molecule: messenger RNA, 1167 nt
Organism: Purpureocillium lilacinum
Lineage: Eukaryota; Fungi; Ascomycota; Sordariomycetes; Hypocreales; Ophiocordycipitaceae
Biological process (GO): hydrogen sulfide metabolic process; glutathione metabolic process
Molecular function (GO): sulfur dioxygenase activity
Source: RefSeq, a predicted model, not a curated record